AUGGCGAGAAGAUCCCUCAAAGCCAGGUCGACGCUGGUGCUCAUCAGUCUUCUUCUAAUGGCAGAGCUGGCAAUCAUCGUCGGCUAUGGCCGAAGAGUUGCAGAGCUGGAUGUCUUAGCAGUCAGCGACAGCCGAGGCCGUGGCGGCGGCUCGCCGCCGGCCAAAGGCUGCUGCUUCUCCAAACAGUCAUCUUCUUCAGCGUCAGGGAGACACCUUGGUGAUUGUUGCAAGCACAUGCAUGUUGUGUCCAAGAGGGUGGUGCCCCAGGGGCCAAACCCUCUGCAUAACUGA
Messenger RNA from Miscanthus lutarioriparius, 291 nucleotides. Lineage: Eukaryota; Viridiplantae; Streptophyta; Magnoliopsida; Poales; Poaceae. The record is from the annotation of a GenBank genome assembly.